Molecule: messenger RNA, 1448 nt
Organism: Linderina pennispora
Lineage: Eukaryota; Fungi; Kickxellomycota; Kickxellomycetes; Kickxellales; Kickxellaceae
Exons: 1
Coding region: 367-1356 (329 amino acids)
Molecular function (GO): RNA binding
Source: RefSeq, a predicted model, not a curated record
CUUGGAGCCAGAAGCGCGAGGAGGAAACUUCGGCUCUGAUCUAGCGCCGCCCUUCGUCUUCUCCUGGUCAUGCCUCUCGUCUUCCUCUCCUCCUCCGCCCCCUCGAACCCCAGCCUCUCUGCCAGUCUGCCCUUGCUGUAGCGUCAUUCCUCUGCUUUUGUUUCUUCACUGGCCAUAAACCCCUGCCACCCAGCCCCUCUGCCCCUCUCCCUGCAACUACCAACAUGCAUCCAUACGUCGUUAUUUCUCCAGCCGUGCGUCUUCUAACUCACUAUCCUGCCUGCUCCUCCCUUUUCUGCUACGUCUGCACUUCCGUCAUGCGUCUAGGCUUUCCGCGAGCUCGCCGAGCACUUCAUCUCGCAAGGCAUGCACGUCGACUACCCGCCGCAGAUGCGUGGACGCGGGAUCAAGGAGGUCGACACCGACAAGCCGUUUGUCCCGAUCCGUCUCCUGAUCCCGCACAAGACAUGCGGCGCCAUCAUUGGGCAGAAGAGUGAAACGCUGAUCAACACGCGCGUAAACUGCGCGGCGAGGCGUGUGUACGUGUACCGUGAGCGCAUCUCCGAGAGCCGUGAGCGCGUGGUAGAGAUCGUGGGCACGCCGAGCUCGGUAGAGCGCGUGAUCCAGGUGAUCGGCAACCAGGUGCGGCGCACUUUGACCAGCGACCAGCAAGAGUCGCAGCCGUACAAGCCGGAGCGCGACGGGCUGCGCAAGUUCCUUGCAAAGCAGGGAGUGCCGCGGAACCGCGUGAGUCUGGAGCCGAUCAAGACAGAUGAGCGGUCGUCGCGGAGGCGGCGCAGCCGGUCAUCGCGCUCGCCGUCGUCGUCGGCGUCAUCGCGGUCGAGCUCGAAUGACAGCCGGUCGCGCAGCCGGCACCGGCACCGAUCGCGGCGGCACCGCAGGCGGUCGCACACGCGGUCCAAGUCGCGGCGCAGCCGGCACCGCAGCCGGCGGAGCAGCCGGCGGUCGAAGCGCACGAGCCGGAGCCGCAGCGAGAGCCGCAGUGCGAGCCGCAGCGAGAGCGAGAGUAGGAGCCGGAGCCGCCGGCGCAGCUCACGGCAUCGCGGCUUGCGCAAGAGCGAGGAUGCGCGGAAGCGCAAUGGGUCGGUGACAGGCAGGUCGCGGCCGAUCAAGCAGGACUCGGAGGGCAGUGGGAAGGCGGAGAACGGGGCCAGACGGCUCUCGAAUGCGACGGUGAGGUCAGUGCUGGCGAGGUGUCCUCGCCCGGUGGAGCUUCUGGGUGGGGGGAGAGCGAUAGGCAGGAUGACGUGGAGCCUGGGGAGAAGAAUGGCAACACUGGUGAUGAUUGGGCCUCGGAGCGCAGUGGGUUUGCUGAUGGUGGCUCGUGGUAAAUGAAAUGUGCUGGUCCCCGACGGGCUGCUUUACUCCUCAGGAUCCGUUCGGUGCAUAAUGCACAGCAUGGUGGUUCAGCACCUCUUUUUCCAUAC